AUGAAGAUCUUCGCCCUCCUCACUCUUGCUGCCACAGCCCUUGCGCAGAAUGCCGGCUUGAACCUCCCUGGGGGUACCAAUCUGACAGCCGGCAGCGACAUUAUUGUCCAAGUCACUCGGGUUAACUCCCUUACGGGAUCUACCGAGCUCGCGGUCGCAAUCGGCCUGCAGACCUGCCCCAAGGGCAACUGCAUCCCUGCCGACGAGAUGCUCGGUACUGCUCAACUCUACCAUGGUGAUUUUAACCCGCAGUUCCACGAGGACUAUCCCUCGCCGUACGAGAACUUCACGGUGACGAUCCCCGCGUCUACUCCAAAGGGAAAGGCGGUCGUUGCCGUUGCGCACGCGGCUCUGGUUGGGGCGUCGAAUGAACCGCUCUUUGAGGUUCUGAACUCGACUGUCACCAUUGCUUGAAGGACACAUGCAUAGUGUGGAUGCGGGAAGUGUGAGCUGAGGUACUGAGGUUUGAUUUGCGUUGAGCUUUGCGUUGACCUUUUUGUGUCGAUAUUUCUUGAUAGUAUAUAGAAAGAUGGUAGCUUAGACUUUGGUGACUGCUUUGCAAGCUUGCCCUGCUUGGUG
Messenger RNA from Aspergillus nidulans FGSC A4, 579 nucleotides. RefSeq lists its product as uncharacterized. The coding region runs from base 1 to 414 and encodes 137 amino acids. Lineage: Eukaryota; Fungi; Ascomycota; Eurotiomycetes; Eurotiales; Aspergillaceae. The record is from RefSeq and is a predicted model, not a curated record. The transcript is spliced from 3 exons.